AUGGGAGAGCCCUUGCCCUACGAAGGGUUCGAAUGGAUGGAUCACAGAGACUUUGAUGUUAUGUCUGUACCAGAUGACUCUCCCGUAGGGUACAUAUUACAAGUUGACUUGGAAUAUCCUCGCACAUUACAUGAUCUGCACUCAGAUUUUCCAUUCGCUCCUGAACACCGUAAAGCUGAGGGUUCAAAUCUACGAAGGGUUCGAAUAAAUGGAUGA
Messenger RNA from Diabrotica balteata, 216 nucleotides. NCBI's taxonomy places the organism in Eukaryota, Metazoa, Arthropoda, Insecta, Coleoptera, Chrysomelidae. The record is from the annotation of a GenBank genome assembly.